UUAAUCAAUUAAAGAUCAAGAAAAACCUACAACACUGUGGUCCUUGUGUUGUGUCUAUGUCAUCAGACAGCUACCAUUUCUUAUAAUAUGCUUCUCGUACAUGUCUAAUUUGUGUUGUGCCUCUCCCUGCAUUUUCCUUCCAAACUUUCAAUGACUGGAUCUCAUUUUUGACAUGAUUUUCCCGGAAUCCAUGGAGCAUAUUUGUUGCAGGAAUGUUACUGCCAGAAUCACAGGUCACAGGCAUUGGAAGAAGCUUGAUUUGAGCUCUGGAAGAUAGAAUUCAAAGCAUCUGAAGAUACAAGAGAACGACCCAAAGAGGAGCUGAGCUGAUCCUACAGCAUCAGCAAAUCAAUGUACUCCAUAGCAGAAGGGCUAAAGCAGUUCAACAUCCACCUUGCAAAAUCCAACUCCAUUAAUCUAACCAUAUCUACAAGCAAAAAUUUGGCCACUACUAAUUCAGAUGGUAUGACAGAAUGGUGCACUGCAUUUGCUUUUUUGGCUCGUUUAUCAGCAUACAUUGCAAUUUUAGCUUUGGUGAUACUUAUGGUUUUCCUGAUUAUGAAAUAUCUGAUGGAAAAUGGAGAUGAGAGCACCUCAGAUGGAGGAUCAGCUACAGAGAUUAACCCUUUACCACUAGGAAAGGCAAUGGCAUGUACCUAUGGAACAUGCCAUAUAGAUAUAGAAUCAGGAUGUUGCAAUAUUAAUAGUAGUGAUAGUGAUAGUAGUAGCAGCAGCAAUAAAAUAUCAGCGGAAUUAUACGAUGGAAAAAUAUGUGUAAUCUGCUACGAUGAAGAACGUAAUUGUUUCUUCGUUCCUUGUGGUCAUUGUGCUACUUGCUAUAUUUGUGCUCGAAGGAUUUUGCAUGAGGAAAACAAGGUCUGCCCAGUAUGCCGGAGAUUCAUUGGCAAAGUGAGAAAAUUAUUUGCCUAAUAGGAUUUAAUCAUUUGGCUUUUGUCUUUUUCUUUUUCACUUUUUCCAUUUGUGUUAUAAACAAAAAUUUAUAUUGUUUUGCUA
Manihot esculenta (cassava) is the source of this 1014-nucleotide messenger RNA. RefSeq names its product E3 ubiquitin-protein ligase APD2. Lineage: Eukaryota; Viridiplantae; Streptophyta; Magnoliopsida; Malpighiales; Euphorbiaceae. Bases 352 to 930 code for a protein of 192 amino acids. The record is from RefSeq and is a predicted model, not a curated record. The transcript is spliced from 5 exons.